Molecule: messenger RNA, 903 nt
Organism: Saccharomyces eubayanus
Lineage: Eukaryota; Fungi; Ascomycota; Saccharomycetes; Saccharomycetales; Saccharomycetaceae
Gene: IPK1
Product: inositol pentakisphosphate 2-kinase
Exons: 1
Coding region: 1-903 (300 amino acids)
Biological process (GO): inositol phosphate biosynthetic process
Cellular component (GO): nucleus
Molecular function (GO): ATP binding; inositol-1,3,4,5,6-pentakisphosphate 2-kinase activity
Source: RefSeq, a predicted model, not a curated record
AUGCCAGCCGUCAAGGUCAUCGAAAACGAUGCCUCUUCUAAGAACGUAGUCACGAUGAGAAUUGUCGGACGCGGUGGAGCAAACGUAUUGAUUGAAUUUGGCCAUCCAAAUUGGCUGUGGCGGUGCUGUGUUCGUUGGCCACAUCUAUUAUCAGCAAAUAAUGCCUACACCAUCGAUAACAUCCAUUAUAUCAAGAACAAUGUAGAACCUCUUUUACAUGGUUUGCUUUGUCCUAUGGAACUAAUUGAUGUGAGUACGGAUAUUUUAAGGCCCAUUUUAGAUACCUUUAUUUCAGAAUUAGAUGAUGAGGUAGUAAAAGUUAUUAAGAUUAAAAAUUUGGCUAGCAAGGUUGCCACUAAUUUAAUUCAAAAUGAUCACCUUUUGAAAUCUUAUUGCUCACGAAAUUUUCAAACAAUCCUUCUGGAACUAAAACCCAAAUGGAUAUACUACGAUACAAAUUAUUGUAGGAACUGCACACAUAACGCAUUAAAAGGUAGAAAAACCGAAUACUGCUACAACCAACUGCUAAUGAACUCACUGCAUUUGGAAACGAUGCUGAUAGAUUACGAAAGAUACCCCGUUGAGUUCAAAGUCACGAUACUCGAGUACUUGCGCAAUGCAAGUAACGUUUUCAGAGUCCUUUAUGAAUUGCAAAAGAAACUUUCAGAAAAUGCAAUUCCGAUUAAGAAUUUACGGUCAAUUCGCGAUAUAAAAGACGAGCUCUUACUACUCAUGACACUCAGAGAUGUGACAUGUUUCAUUGAGUGGAAUAAUGCCGGAAAUACGUUAAGUGUACACAUAGUAGAUGUAGAUCUAAAACCGAAAAAAAAAUGGACUCAUUGGACCAAAACUCAACGCCAAAUAGAAUCCGGUAAAAAAGUACUUCAUACUUCGAAUAAAUAG